AUGGCAUUCAAGAAAGAAAAGCCUCUGCAUUCAGUCAUUGCAGGGACCACUGCAGGCGCAGUCGAGGCUUUCGUGACUUACCCCACGGAGUUCAUAAAGACAAGAUCUCAGUUUGGCGGCGGGAAGGAGAGCCCACUAGCAAUCAUUCGGAAUACCUUGAGAGACAAAGGGGUUGCUGGUCUUUACUCAGGAUGCAUGGCUCUCGUGGUGGGGAACGCUGUGAAAGCGGGUGUGAGAUUCGUCAGUUAUGACCAUUUCAAGAACAAGCUGGCUGAUGCGGAGGGAAAAGUCAGCGCACCACGAAGUCUGGUCGCUGGUCUUGGUGCCGGGAUGAUGGAGGCUAUAUUUGCCGUAACGCCAUCAGAAACGAUCAAGACGAAGAUAAUAGAUGACGCGAAGCAGCCUAAACCGCAAUAUCGUGGCCUCAUCCAUGGUACAGUCAGUAUCGUUCGCCAGGAAGGAAUCUUCGGCAUCUAUCGCGGUCUAUUCCCAGUCAUGAUGCGGCAAGGUGCUAACUCGGCCGUACGGUUUACCACGUAUUCGACACUCAAGCAAUUCGUCCAGGGGACUGCACGGCCGGGACAGACUUUGCCUAGUACCAUCACCUUUGGUAUUGGAGCGAUUGCCGGCCUCGUCACGGUUUACACUACUAUGCCACUAGACGUUGUUAAAACACGGAUGCAGUCACUCGACGCCCGUUCACAGUAUCGCAACUCAUUUCACUGUGCGUACCGAAUAGCGACAGAGGAAGGGGUUCUGCGGUUCUGGGCAGGUACUACACCGCGAUUAGCGCGCCUAGUUAUGAGCGGGGGCAUCGUGUUUACGAUAUACGAGGCCAUCAUCAAAUCCCUUGGAGGGCGCGAGACAUAA
This is a messenger RNA of Pleurotus ostreatus (oyster mushroom), 870 nucleotides long. RefSeq lists its product as uncharacterized. The transcript is spliced from 9 exons. Gene Ontology annotation, biological process: mitochondrial citrate transmembrane transport. The record is from RefSeq and is a predicted model, not a curated record. Lineage: Eukaryota; Fungi; Basidiomycota; Agaricomycetes; Agaricales; Pleurotaceae. Bases 1 to 870 code for a protein of 289 amino acids.